UCAAUCAGUUUAAAGUAAGGUUUCGGACGUGUGAAAGGCGUUAAUUUGACGGUCGGAUUUAUUGUUAGGUGCGGUUCUUUCGGAAUUCUUUAUCCGCGGAGAUGUUUUUAUGAUGCGUGAAUUUACAAAUAAAUUUGAGAAGUGGAAGUGGUUCAAUAAAAAGAAGCGCUCAUAAAGUGUCCUGAUAAAUAUAUGAGGGGAUAUAGAAAAUUUCCCAAAUGUGAAAAAUAUACGGCUUGGCUUUGGUUGGAAAGUCUAGUGGUGAUAAUUGUGCGAUCGGCGACGUUCCGUUGUGUUUGCCCAUCGUGCCAUACAAAGAAAAAUGUAAGUUUUGUGUUACAGUGCGUAGGUGCAAAGUGUGUAAUGAAAAAAAUAUUUCGAAGUUAAAUGUGACGAAAGUAGCUAAUGUGAAUGAAUAUUUUGAAAAUAAAUCAAAUGAGUAUCAAUAUAGUUAUGUUUGGUGAUGGUAUGGUGGUGUGAAGAACACGCCUUUGAUGGAGUGCAAGCAAGGAUGAUAGGAAGCAGUCUAGGGCCCAAAGAACAUAUAAAUCAUUCAGCGGGCAGUUUGCAGGAUGGCUCCUGGCGCACCAUUUUUCAUAUUCCGAAGCGAAAUGAGUACAUUCAUAAAAAGAAUCAUCUUCUGCAACAGCCAUCCUUUCAACUGCAAUGUCUUGUCACAAUGGAACAACAACUAUAGUUUUGAUUUCAAUUAAACCGUUCAGUCAGCUCUUCUGUGUUAUUGUUCGCCUUGUAGCUAUAACAGUUACUGUCGGUGGCCGUACACUUCCGAUUUAGUUUAGUGUCGCUCUGCAAAUGUACCAUAAUCGAAAAAUCCUAUCUUGACGCAUGGCGAUGUAUUAUUACGCUAGCAAAAUUUCAGCAAUUGCUUGUGGGACGCGAUGUCGGCAAAGUGUUCUACAAAAGUCGCGUGGCCAACGCGAUCGAGACAAACAUGAGGAAUUUCUCAAGCAGAAAGAGUUCAAUGAUAAAGUGGAAAUUAGCUUUAACCCGAAGGUUUCAGAUCCAAUUAAAUCCAACUCAGCAGAAAACGGAGGCAACGGGUCCACGAAUAACUCUGGUGGAGCAGAAAAUUGUCCUUAUGUUUCCAUUGGUGAUAUUGAUUUUCAGAACUCAGAGCUGGAAGUUGACCCAAGUGGAAUAGUUUAUGCGGCCGAUGGUAUUACCAUAGCUUCCGGGCCGCUUGAAUCCUUGGUGGAUCUUCUCAUGCCAAACACAACGAAUCACUUGGAUGAGGGAUUUGUAUAUUCGUUUUUAUUAUCGUCGAGACUAUUCAUACGGCCGCAUGAGAUACUUGGAAAACUAUUAUCCUCAGUACCUGAAGAAGAACCGCUUGACCGUUUAGUUUAUUUGUUAAGUGAAUGGACCAGAAAGUUUCCUUACGAUUUUCGGGAUGAAAAUAUUAUGACGCACGUUAAACAUAUCGUUUCUAGGUGUUCAAAUACAAGAUUAGAGGAAGUAGUUUCCGUUAUGCUGAGUGCCUUGCUAAAGCGUUUGACUGAUUUAGAACAGCAUGAGAAAUAUUUGAGGGCUGGUCAACAAAAUUCAUCGGAUGACGGAAAGACAGAUUCCAUCGAAUGUUCAUCACCGUCAGAGUUUGCACAGCUACUUUGUCGAGUUGAAAAGAAGCUUGCGAAACAUGUUGGGCCUGAAGAGUUUUUACAAUGUAGCAGCACCAUCCUUGUGGAUAAACAGAUCAAAAAGUCAGACCUGCCCCAAUUUCCUUCGUCUGGUCCACCAGGAUGCCAAGAUGCAAAAAAGACAUGCAAUUUAGAAGCUUACUUGGAGUGGUCAGCAAAAUUACGCCGUUUUGUGUCAAACGAAAUUUUACAGUGCAGCGAUAUCCAGAACCGAAGUAAAAUGGUUGAGCUGUGGAGUGGCACGGCUCAGUAUUGUCUUGCAGUUGGAAAUUACAACAGUGCAACAGCAAUUCUCGAAGCUUUAGAGUCACCAUCUAUAAUUAGACUGAAAGAAACGUGGGGUCAUCUAGCAGGAACAGCUGAACAGUUGAAUUGUAUGCUCAAACAUGCGGAAGGAUCUGGUGAUUUGUGGAAUAAGCAGUUGAUAAGUCCUUGUACUAGGAGAGGUAGUCUCAUUUCAACUUCAUCCAAACAAAAGCCCAACGACUGGGUAGUAAUUCCAGUGUUUAGCGAUAUUGUAAAACUGGCGUUGGAAGCAAGAGAGGAUUGCCUAAUAAGGCUUCCCAAUGGCGAUUUGAAUAUUACGGCUUUUAACCGAUUGGCCGCUAUUGUAAAAGCAUAUGCAAAUCAUAUGGCUGAUGUGAAACUACCAUUAUCAGAAGCUGGAGAAUAUGAAGAUAUACUUCGUUACUUACAAAAAACAACGUUUCUUAGCGAUUCAGACUUGAUGUUGGCAUCAUUUGAAUGCGAGGAUUCUACGCAAGCGGAAAAGUUAAUGUAUGAUUGUUAAAGUGCUGGUAUAAGAUUCUAUAUGUACAACAGAUUGAUUUUACAUUUAAUGGAGAUAACAGCACUGGCUUCGUUAUUAACUUAAAGGCAAUAUAGGAAAAUUUGAACGAAAUUUUUUUAAUAUGAAAUUUAUUUUUUGGCUAUUUAUAUAUUAGACAUUUUUGAAGGUGAAUUUUGGUGCUUUUUGUUUCGAAAUUAUGUGCGGUUAUGAAAUUUGACUUCAAUUAUUGUUAUUGCUGUGAAAUAACACAUACGCUUAUAUGGUUGUCCUUUCCUAGUUUUCAACACAGGCGACAAUAAAAACUUAUAAUGUUUCUGCCCUAGAGCAGUUUGAACAGGAGCAUCGUAUCACUACUAGUCAAAAGUAUUAUAACAGCAAGAAAAUACCUACAUACAUAUGUGUUGGAUUCACUUAUUUAUGGAAAGACGCGGCGAAAAUUAUUACUUUCAGAUUAGUUCCUAAAAAUAUCUUAUUCAUAUGAUUACGAUUCUUCGCAAUUCCUUCCUGAAUUGGUUGUCAUAAAUAAAACGCACAUCUGGAAACGAAAAUUUCAUACCAACACUCGUCAUCAUUGUGAUGACACUAUGUUGUAAAUAGUGUAAAUAAAUUUAGCAGCAAAUUAACACAAUGAAGUGGUAACCCUUUUAUUGUGAAAUAAAAUCCUCUAUGUAGAUUUACAUACAUUUAUAAAGGGUAGGCUGUACCCACCUAACAUUAAUAAUUUAAAGCUCUCUAAAUAAAGUUUUGUAUACA
Messenger RNA from Hermetia illucens (black soldier fly), 3201 nucleotides. RefSeq names its product ras-GEF domain-containing family member 1B. Gene Ontology annotation, molecular function: guanyl-nucleotide exchange factor activity. The transcript is spliced from 12 exons. The record is from RefSeq and is a predicted model, not a curated record. Lineage: Eukaryota; Metazoa; Arthropoda; Insecta; Diptera; Stratiomyidae. Bases 847 to 2448 code for a protein of 533 amino acids. Gene Ontology annotation, biological process: positive regulation of GTPase activity; Ras protein signal transduction. Gene Ontology annotation, cellular component: plasma membrane.